This is a messenger RNA of Peromyscus leucopus (white-footed mouse), 6635 nucleotides long. It is a transcript of the gene Adgrg6, whose product is annotated as adhesion G protein-coupled receptor G6. Gene Ontology annotation, biological process: adenylate cyclase-activating G protein-coupled receptor signaling pathway; heart trabecula formation; myelination in peripheral nervous system. The record is from RefSeq and is a predicted model, not a curated record. Lineage: Eukaryota; Metazoa; Chordata; Mammalia; Rodentia; Cricetidae. The coding region runs from base 266 to 4015 and encodes 1249 amino acids. Gene Ontology annotation, cellular component: membrane. Gene Ontology annotation, molecular function: laminin binding; G protein-coupled receptor activity. The transcript is spliced from 25 exons.
CGUCGGCCGCGCCCCUGCGCGCGGGACCCGCUCUUGAACUCCGCGGCGCGCGCCCGGGGUCCACCUUGCGCCCGCCCCGCGCGCAGCCGAGGAGCAGCUGCCGGGAAACCCUAUGAACUCUCCAGAAAGGGCGUGACGAAGGGUCCUGCGGGGCGCGGUCCCGGCCGCCCGGGUCCCCCUUCCGUAGAGCUCACGGGCGGCAGAGCAGAGGAGCGGUGGAGGAUGAGCGAGCAGCCUCUGGGGACCUCCGCGCGGUAAUGCCAGCAUGAUGGUUGGUGCACGGGGGAUGAGGUGCUGCCAUUGGAGAUGGAAGCCCAGUGCCCUUCUGCUCCUGUGUGCUGUGUGGAGUGUUUGUAUUCCUCGCUCAGCAGUGUGGGGAUGUGGCAACUGCAGAACUGUCCUGUCCAAUCCUUCUGGAACCUUUACUUCUCCGUGCUACCCCAACGACUACCCCAACACCCAGUCUUGCUCAUGGACCCUGCGAGCCCCUACCGGCUACAUCAUUCAGAUAACGUUUAAUGACUUCGACAUUGAAGAAGCUCCCAAUUGCAUCUAUGACUCACUGUCUCUUGAUAACGGAGAGAGCCAGACAAAAUUUUGUGGAGCCACUGCCAAAGGCCUGUCAUUUAACUCAACUGUGAAUGAGAUGCAUGUGUCUUUUUCAAGUGACUUUAGCAUCCAGAAGAAAGGUUUCAACGCCAGCUACAUCAGAGUUGCUGUGUCCUUACGGAAUCAAAAGGUCAUUUUGCCCCAGACACUAGACGCUUACCAGGUAUCAGUUGCCAAAAGUGUCUCCAUUCCUGAGCUCAGUGCUUUCACACUCUGCUUCGAAGUCUCCAAAGUUGGCAAUGAGGAUGGUGACUGGAUAGCGUUCUCCUACUCAGACGAGUCCCUCAGGCAGUCGCUCAGUUUUGAAAAGGCCAACCAUGAUUACUUCCUAUCCAUUUCUGGCUCAAGAUGCUUGCUGAACAGUGCAUUGCCCGUGAGGGAAAAUGAAGAGAUCUUCACAGAAAGCUUUGAGCAGCUCUGUCUUGUGUGGAACAAUACUUUGGGCUCUGUUGGUGUAAAUUUCAAAAAGAACUAUGAAACAGUCCUGUGCGAUGCCACCAUGAGUACGGUCAUACCUGGGGAUGGGGCAUUACUGUUGGGCUCUGAUAGAGACGAAAUUGCCUCUCUGAAGGGCAGCAUCUAUAACUUUCGACUUUGGAAUUUUACCAUGGAUUCGAGAGUCCUCGCCAACCUCAGCUGUAGUGUGCCCGGGAAUGUUGUAGACUGGCACAAUGACUUUUGGAGCAUCUCAACCCAGGCUCUCAAAGCUGAGACCAACCUGAGCUGUGGUUCCUACCUGAUCCCGCUCCCCGCAGCUGAGCUGACGAACUGUUCGGAUCUGGGUACUCUCUGUCAAGCUACUGUAAACCCUCCUAGCACUACACCACCCACAGUCACCACUAACAUCCCUGUUACUAACAGAAUCCAUAAACAAAAGAAUGACGGAAUACUGUAUAGAAUAUCUGUUGUGAUUCACAACGACCUUAAUCACCCUGAAGUAAAAGUACAGAGCAAGGUAGCAGAAUGGCUCAAUUCAACCUUCCAGAAUUGGAACUACACAGUUUAUGUGGUUAACAUAAGUUUUCAUCAAAGCACAGGAGAGGACAGGAUUAAAGUCAAGAGAGACACCAUGGAUGAUGACAAAAGGUUGGUUCUGUGGGCUCUUCUCGUCUACAAUGCCACCAAUAAUGACAACCUGGAAGGAACAAUGAUUAAAGAGAGGAUUCUAGGAAACAAUGCAUCGCUAGAGCUUGGCAUGAGGCUGUGCAAAGUCGAUGUGAAGCAGCUGGGUAUAUGUAGUGCCUUAGAGGAUCCAGAGGGCUUUACCUGGCCAGCCACCUCCCCUUCUGUCUACAAACAACCAUGUCCAAACAAGCCUGGCUAUUUUAUGAUGCGGACAUGCCUUUCUAAUGGGACAUCACCCUACUGGAGCCCCAUUGAUGCCUCCAACUGCUCAAGACAGUCAAGUGAAAUGGCCAAUGCGAUAUUAAAUUUAACUGGCGAUGGGCAGAAUCUAACCUCAGCCAAUAUUAGCAACAUCGUAGAACAGGUCAAAAAGAUCGUGAACAAAGAAGAAAACAUUGAUAUAGCACUUGGCUCCACUCUAAUGAAUAUAUUCUCUAAUAUCUUAAGCAGUUCUGAUAGUGAUUUACGGGAGUCGUCUUCAGAAGCUCUAAAAACAAUUGAUGAGCUAGCCUUCAAAAUAGACCUGAAUAGCACACCACGCGUGAAUAUUGCGACACAGAAUUUGGCUCUCGGAGUAUCAUCCCUGAUGCCAGGGACAGAUGCACCUUCAAAUUUUAGCAUUGGCCUUCCAAGCAAUAAUGAAUCCUAUUUCCAGAUGGACUUUGAGAAUGGACAGGCAGAUCCUUUGGCAUCUGUGAUUUUGCCUCCAAACUUGCUUGAGAAUUUAAGUCAAGAAGAUUCUGCAUUAGUCAGAAGAGCACAGUUUACUUUCUUCAACAAAACAGGACUUUUCCAGGAUGUUGGAUCUCAAAGAAAAAUCCUAGUGAGUUAUGUGAUGGCUUGCAGCAUUGGAAACAUUACUAUCCAAAAUCUGAAAGAUCCAGUUCAAAUCAAAAUCAAACAUACCAGAACUCAGGAAGUGUAUCGUCCCAUCUGUGCCUUCUGGGAUCUGAACAAAAAUAAAAGUUUUGGAGGAUGGAACACCUCAGGAUGUGUUGCCCACUCAGAUUCAGAUGCUGGUGAGACCAUCUGCCUGUGUAGCCACUUUACUCACUUUGGAGUCCUCAUGGAUCUUCCAAGGAGUGCCUCACAAAUAGAUGGAAGAAACACAAAAGUUCUCACUUUCAUCACCUAUAUUGGGUGUGGAAUAUCUGCUAUUUUCUCAGCAGCAACUCUCCUAACAUAUGUUGCUUUUGAGAAACUGCGCAGGGACUAUCCCUCCAAAAUCCUGAUGAACCUGAGCUCAGCCCUGCUUUUCCUGAAUCUCAUCUUCCUCCUGGACGGCUGGAUCACGUCCUUUGAUGUGGCUGGCCUCUGUACGGCUGUGGCUGCUCUACUGCACUUCUUCCUCCUGGCGACCUUCACCUGGAUGGGGCUGGAGGCCAUCCACAUGUACAUUGCCCUUGUCAAAGUGUUUAACACUUACAUCCACCGGUAUAUUCUCAAAUUCUGCAUCAUUGGCUGGGGUCUGCCUGCCUUGGUGGUGUCAAUUAUUCUGGCGAGCAGAAAACAAAAUGAAGUCUAUGGAAAAGAAAGUUAUGGGAAAGAACAGGAUGAUGAAUUCUGCUGGAUUCAGGAUGCCGUGGUGUUUUAUGUGAGCUGUGCCGGGUACUUUGGAGUCAUGUUCUUCCUGAAUGUUGCCAUGUUCAUUGUGGUCAUGGUACAGAUCUGCGGAAGGAAUGGGAAGAGAAGCAACCGGACCCUGAGAGAAGAGGUUUUAAGGAACCUGCGCAGUGUGGUCAGCCUGACCUUCCUGCUGGGCAUGACGUGGGGUUUUGCUUUCUUUGCCUGGGGACCCUUAAAUAUCCCUUUCAUGUACCUCUUCUCCAUCUUCAAUUCUUUACAAGGUUUAUUUAUAUUUAUCUUCCACUGUGCAAUGAAGGAGAAUGUUCAGAAACAGUGGAGGCGUCAUCUCUGCUGUGGCAGGUUCCGGCUAGCAGACAACUCGGAUUGGAGCAAGACAGCUACCAAUAUUAUCAAGAAGAGCUCUGAUAACCUGGGGAAAUCUUUAUCUUCAAGUUCCAUUGGCUCCAAUUCAACAUAUCUCACAUCCAAAUCCAAAUCCAGUUCCACCACCUAUUUCAAAAGAAACAGCCACUCGGACAGCACAUCCACGGACAAGUCCUCGUCAAAACUGACCCAUGCUGGUGGAGAGCAGACGUCAAUCAUCCCUGUCCAUCAGGUUAUUGAUAAGGUCAAAGGUUACUGUAAUGCCCAUUCCGAUAACUUCUAUAAAAAUAUUAUCCUGUCAGAUACGUUCAGCCACAGUACAAAGUUUUAAUGUCAUUGAUAUGAGGGGGAAAAAAAGAAAGAAAAAAGAAAACCUUUCUGGAGAAGUGGGAAACCCUACAAGCAGCAAAAACUCCAUCCAGAGGAAGUCAGUGUGCUGUUCCCUAGGUAACUACAGAGAAUCUAGGACUGGAUGUUGUUAGGGAAGCUUUUGUGAAAUGCAGAAUUCAUCUUCUCAGAAUAUUUCUUCCGUGGACAAGCUGAGAACACUCUGAACACGCACUUUUCAGAAUGAGUAGUGGAAUCAAACUCAUCAGAAUUUGAGGGAAAAGCAUUAAAAUUAGAGGACACAAGAGGAAGAAACUCAAGAGCGAUUCUAGUUUAGAUCUCAUCUACCCCAUCUCAUAUGUGGCCUGACUUUCAUAAAGACUACAUAGAAAACACACUAAUGUUUGUAGUGAUGUUGGACACUGCCGGGUUCUGUUCCAGUGCUGUUUUCUAUGAAUAUAGCAGCAUCUUGUUCUUGUUCAGUGAAAUGUCAACCGUAAGUGGAAGAGAUGUUUACUAUUUGACCCACAUAAUAUUAAAUGUGCUUUUUUUCCUGUUAUGUCAAAUAUUUAACUUUCAUGAACAUACCUUGCUAAAAAAAGUAUUUCGGAAAUUUGACCCAGUUAAUAUAUUGUAUACAUGUCUAAUAUCUCAAGACGUACACCUUAAGGAUCACCAUCAUCCCAUGCACGUGAAUCCAGCUGAAUGUGGACUUUGCAUUAAAGCGGGCUUCCAGGAAGUUAAGAACAAACUUGGUGCACACCUCCCCCACUUGACCCCCAUCCCCCUUCACUGUGCAUUGGGCUCACAGGCCCAGGAGAGGAAUGCAAUGGCCUCUCCCCAUUUAAAGACCACCGCUUUUGAGUCUAUCCCUGGUUUAAUGAUUUUAAGACAUUUCAGAUCAUAUAAACUUCAGAGACCUCUGACUUCCCCUGGUGAUCAUCUUACUCCAAGGACCAUUAACUGACUCAGUUAAUCAAUAAUUUAUAAAUAUGUCAGUCUACAACUGCUAGUCUUAAAACUAUUUGCACUGAGCCCUCCAGUCAGAGUGUGUAAGAGCCUAAAGAGGGCUGGCAGAUACACUACUCUAUGGUGUGAUAUUUACGAAUCAGACUGCAGCAUGCAAGUCAUGCAUAGCAUUAAGCAGCUUACCUAACUCCUACAUGACCCUAAACAACGUGUGCUUGCUAAUGAGGGUAUAGGUUGUUUUCAAGUGGUGGAAUCCUAUCCACUGGCCUCAGUACAUGCUGGCUUUAGCCUUGCUCGGGGUUCUCUGGGAAGUUCCAGAUUUGGCAGGCCAGUAGCAUAGUGAGAACAAGGAAAGAGAUUGCAACAGAGCCAGUCAGAAGGCAGAGGCCAGACCUGAACCUCUGUGCAGAAAGCAGAUCAUUCUCAGCUAAGAUAGAGGAAACUUGCAGGCUUUGCAAGCUGAAGGGUCCUCUAGUCUCACAGAGUGUCAAUCAUAAAGCCGUUUGCCAGGCUGCAAAAGAUGUUGCUAGAAUGUGGUGGUGGGAUAUUGUUGCUGUUCCGUUUUGUAACAGGCUGGACUGCCAUGGUGGUGGACAUGAACUUUGCUAGGCCUGGUUUUCACAGAGGAGGAGGCCAUUCAGGACAAAGGGAUAGGAAAUCUUAAGGUCACUAUGAUUCACUUCAGUAGAGCCAAUCCUUUCCUUGGGCUUAUACUAGCAGGCUGCUCAGUGUGCCAGAGGAUACAUGUAGUAAAAUUUAAGUCACUAAAUAUUCACAUAUCGCCCCCCCCCCAACUUAGGUGUUCAUGAUAGAUUUUAAUUAGCUUUCUAUUGUGAGAUUUCUGCACAAAGUGCAUAUUUAGUUAAUAAAAAAUUUGACAUAGCUUUAAAAAAUGGCUUUGCUUUUGAUUUCUACUUACAAGUAUUCAGAUCAGAGAAAACCUUUUUGGUUUUUUUGUUUUGUUUUGUUUUCAUAUCUGGCAAUAAUGUCAGCUCAACUUUAAAAAUGUCUGAUGACCAGGUAAGGAAAAAAAAAAAAAAAGGAAGAAAUACCAGACUAGAAAUAUUUGCAAAUGGGUUUAAAAGACUGAUCCAAAUUCUACCUUCGGUUCCAAGUAUGUAGCUUUAUUUGCAUUUGGCUCCUCAGAAGAAUGGGGCAGGAAUUCCACAGGAGAGCCAGAAGUCAGCCUACACCUACUCAGACAUCAGCCUACACCCACCCAUAAAGCAGAACCCAUUCAGAGCCCGGGUCCUCCCCCGCCCCCCGCCCCUGUCUUCCCGCUGUGUUGCGUUCCAGCUUUAGAGUCCUGAGAUAAUGUCCAUUCUUGUCUCCGGUUCUUACUGUAUGAAGAUUUUGUCAUUGGCGUUGCCUCUCCUGUACAUAUUUAUUUAUUUGUGUCCAUGUCAGUUUGUUUCAGAUCUUAGCUUUCCAUUGCCCAGCUUUAUUUUUCCGUUAGAGAGACUGUAUUUUUUUUUUUUCUAGGAAAAAUUGCGAAACGGUUUUCUGUAGCAAUAUCUUUGAGGAUGGUGGACUUGAAGCAGCUGUGAGGGCAAACUAGGAUUAGUAGUGAGAAACUGCUAAGGCUGAUUUGCCGUUUUACUGAAAUGGAAAAUGAUCUUUCAAAUAAAUACUUACGUUGUUCAUGUUCCAAAUUA